Molecule: messenger RNA, 1583 nt
Organism: Manis pentadactyla (Chinese pangolin)
Lineage: Eukaryota; Metazoa; Chordata; Mammalia; Pholidota; Manidae
Gene: EID3
Product: EP300 interacting inhibitor of differentiation 3
Exons: 1
Coding region: 151-1278 (375 amino acids)
Biological process (GO): DNA repair
Cellular component (GO): nucleus; Smc5-Smc6 complex
Source: RefSeq, a predicted model, not a curated record
GGGGGCGGGGCCUCGGGUGGCUCCAGUGCGCAGGGGCGGACGCCCCCCCUGUUCUGACGACCCCUCUACUUCCGCCUCUGAGGAAACGUCGUCAUAAACGUCGUGAAGGCCUUCACUUCAUCCUAGUCCCCUUGAGCGCCCGUCGCUGACAUGUCGGAUGAAAAGGAUUCCCUGAGGGGAGGCGUGGAGGGAGAACGCGGGCGAGUGGUGACCAUCCCCCGCAGUGUGCGCUCAGUGAAGCAGGCGGUAGAGGAGGAAGAGCGGAUGAAGGAAGUGGCGGAGGGGGCUGAUGACAUCUCGGACUGCAGCUCUGAUGACCUCGGCUGCAGGGAGGCCGACGUAAUAACCCCCAGCCUCCUGGGGCUUGUGGACGACGAGGAGAAGUACCGGAUAAUCCGCCGACAGUACCGGCAGCUCAUCUAUAACGUCCAGCAGAACCGUGAAGAUAUAAUGAACGCUGCGAGCGACACGUUGACCCAGGCUCUUGAAGAAGCCAACAUUCUGUUUGAUGAAGUGAGCCGAACAAGAGAAGCAGCCCUUGAUGCCCAGUUUCUUGUUUUGGCUUCUGAUUUGGGUAAAGAGAAGGCAAAGCAGCUAAACUGUGACAUUAGCUCUUUUAAUCAAGUAGCAUUUUGUGACUUUCUGUUUAUAUUCGUGGGUCUAAACUGGAUGGAAGAUGAUGGACAUAAAGAGUUGAGUGCUUGUGAUGAUAAUAUCGCUCUUUCCUUCUGGGAGACAGUACAAAAGAAAGCAACAUGCUGGAUAUUGCAAGCGGAAACAUUCCACUUUAUUUUUGGUUCAUUCAAGCCGGAGUCUUCUACACCAAAGCCCCGACUUGAAAACCAGAAAAAAGUUCACAAAAUAGAAGAAAAUGGAGAUAUGCCUAAAAAACUGAGAAAGUUGGACCUGAAUAGUAAUCAUGAGGCAACAGAAAAAGAAGUAGAAAGAAUCUUGGGAUUGUUGCAAACGUACUUUCGAAAGUAUCCUGAUACUCCCGUGUCCUAUUUUGAGUUUGUGAUUGAUCCAAACUCUUUUUCUCGUACUGUGGAGAAUAUAUUUUAUGUUUCUUUCAUUAUAAGGGAUGGAUUUGCAAGAAUAAGGCUUGAUCAAGACAGGCUGCCAAUAUUAGAGCCAAUUAAUAUUAGCCAAAUGGGUGAGGGAAGUGAUGCCAGUUACCAUGGCAGGAAGCAAGGAAUUAUAUCUUUGAGUUUACAGGACUGGAAAAAUAUUGUGGCAACUUUUGAAAUAUCAGAGGCUAUGAUUACAAACUCAUACUAAGGUUUUGUGUUAGUUUAGGAUGCAUUUUGUGGCUUUUAAAAAGGAUCUCAAAAUGGAGAGUAAAAUCCAAAUAGGAGCAUUUACUGUAUCUUGUAAAGUGAAAAGGUAUUUUCUAGAACAUCAGAAGUUGUUUUACUGUGUAGUGUAUUUUUCUUGUUAUGUUGCCCUGAUAUUUUGCUAUUAAAAAAAAAUUCACUGACAUGUUCAUGGGGAAAUCUUUUUGAAUGCCCUCUAAUAAAAAUCAGUUCUGAAUUUCAUAAAUUUAAAGGUAUUUAAUAGUUCUCAAUAAAAUCAGUUAUUAUGCU